Monopterus albus (swamp eel) is the source of this 4178-nucleotide messenger RNA. Its product is annotated as solute carrier family 45 member 3. Gene Ontology annotation, molecular function: sucrose:proton symporter activity. NCBI's taxonomy places the organism in Eukaryota, Metazoa, Chordata, Actinopteri, Synbranchiformes, Synbranchidae. The record is from RefSeq and is a predicted model, not a curated record. Gene Ontology annotation, cellular component: membrane. Bases 92 to 1570 code for a protein of 492 amino acids. The transcript is spliced from 6 exons.
CUCCCUGACCUGCGGCCUGGAGAUCUGUGUGGCAGCUGGGAUCACAUACGUGCCCCCGCUGCUGCUGGAGGCUGGAGUGGAGGAGCGCUACAUGACCAUGGUGCUAGGUAUCGGCCCAGUGUUUGGCCUCCUGUUUAUCCCUCUGAUUGGCUCAGCCAGUGACCACUGCAACAGCAUUUAUGGCAGAAGGCGGCCUUUCAUCUGGCUGCUGUCAUUGGGAGUGCUUCUGGCACUUUUCAUCAUUCCCCACGCUGAUGUCCUGGCUGCCCGUCUCGCCUGGGGUGAGCGCAGGCUCCAGGUGGCAUUCCUUGUCCUUGGUGUGGGGCUCCUUGAUUUCUGUGGACAAGUAUGCUUUACACCACUGGAGGCUUUAUUGUCAGACCUGUAUCGGGAUGAGGAGGACUGCGGCCAAGCCUUUGCCAUGUUCUCAUUCAUGGUCAGCUUGGGAGGCUGUGUGGGCUACUUGCUUCCUGCUCUCGACUGGAGCCAUGGUCUACUCUCUGUUUACCUAGGAGGCCAGGCCGAGUGCCUCUUCUCCCUCCUCAUCAUCAUCUUUGUCUCCAGUGUGCUCAUCACAAUGAAAGUGUCUGAGGAACCCUCUUUUACGGGCAGUGGCUUGGCAGGGUCUGGAUCCUUACUGGAGUCUGGGGCUGGUGCGGUUGAGGCUGGCCGGUGCGGCGUGCCACGCUCAUGCUGCUACCUGCUGAAGUGCAAGCCGCGGCUACUGAAGUCUGGGCCCCUGCUGUGCUUACUGAGAACAUGCUGGUCCAUGACCCCGACCAUCUACAGAAGCUACUGCCAUGUCCCAUGGGUGAUGAGGCAGCUGUGUGUGGCCCAGCUCUGCAGCUGGAUGGCUGUCAUGUCCUUUAUGCUUUUCUACACAGACUUUGUAGGGGAAGGCCUGUAUGGGGGUGUGCCCAGCGCAUUACCGGGAAGUGUGUCCAGGCAGAGAUAUGAUGAAGGUAUCCGUAUGGGCAGUCUGGGCCUGUUCCUGCAAUGUGCUACCUCAACCUUCUUCUCCCUGGUCAUGAGUCGUUUGGUUUGCCAUUUUGGCUCACGGUGGGUCUACCUGAGCAGCAUGAUUCUGCCUUACACUCUCACCUGCCAUUAUCACAAAGAAAAAGAGGUCUACAUGCCAAAAGGGAAAACCAAAAGCAUACAUAAAAAUGGUAUUUCAGUGAAGCAGGAUGCUGUGUAUUUGACUCCUGUGGAAGAGGAGGGUGGGCUGAACCAUGAAAAUGGGGCUGCCUAUGGGCAGGCUUUCUUCAGCGAGGACAGUCAUGAGUACUACCACAGCCCACAAAACCAGAACAGCUCAUCUCAUAGCUCUAGUGGCAGUGAACAGGGGGUGGCAGAAUUGGGCUAUGAGAAACGUGGUGUGGGUUUGGACUUUGCCAUCUUAGACAGCACCUUUCUCCUCUCUCAGGUUUUCCCCACCCUCUUUAUGGGCACGAUCGUUCAGUUCAUGCAGUCUGUCACUGCCUACAUUGCCUGCUCUGCCAUUUUUGGUGCUGUCGCCAUCUACCUGGCCAGUCAAAUCAUCUUUGACCAAAAAGACCUCAAAUUCUGAGAUUUAACUGAGAUGUGGGAGUGAUAAAAUCAUAAUCAAUCAAUCAUUCAUUCAGGUUCUGUAGGUGGAAUUUAGCAAAGCACUACUGUUCCCAGAAUGCCUUGCUCUAUGAUUGUGUGCUUGCUUUUAUAAAAGUUCUAUUUUAUCGAAGUGUGUGUGUGUGUGUGUGUGUCUGCCAAUAUGUGGCAGGGUAAGAGACAAAGUGUCUAACAGAAGAAAAUGUCAUAAGAGGUGUGUUAUUAUCUGUGCUCAGGACGGCUGUGGUAGUCUUUGUGCUGAAUUCUAUAGAAAUCUCUAUAAAAACUUUUAGUUGUGACAAAUAUUCUGUCCAUCGCCUUUCUCCUCAGGUACCACCAAACAUAUUUACUGUAGAAAUCAUCAGCCUCAGAAACACAACUACCAACCUUUUUAUUCUUUGCUUUUACAGUUCACUCCACAAUCUUUAAAAGUACGGUCUGCUUUGUACUCAGAUCAACAUGACAAACACAGUUAUAGACUUAUACACACUCAUUUAGAGCAUCACUAAUCCAGUGUGGAUACUGCUCAUCAUCUCACUGAGGCAGACCCCCCUUCUUGUUUGUACCAUGGGUUUAAAAUCUUAUAUUCUAAGUGUCAUGCCUAACUCAAUAACACUGACGACACCACUGUGGUACCAUCAGGGUUAUUUUCUGAGUAUUGACAGUUGUCAGAACACAGACAAUGACGCCAACCCUUUACUGGCUGUGUAGUACUAGACAAGUAAACUGACUGUUAUCUGACUACCUUUAAACAUCUAGCUGUACUAUUAUUGGUUGCAUCCUCUGUGUUUCCCCAUCUACUGUCACUCAUUACUUUAUGAAUGGUUUAACUGUAAAUAUUGUGCAUCUUUUACUGCACAUCCCUAUGGGAAUUUAGUUAUGCAACCUGCAGGGGAGAGGCUGUUGACUGGUUUGAGAAUGAAGCGGUUUACUAGAACUGGAAUAUUGCAUCAAAUGUCCACUGUCUUGAUAAUCAGGAGUAGUUUAUUUUAGGGGACUACUCAUCCUGUCCAACCAUAUUUCUGAUCAGGACAGUCAUCUCAGGUUAGUACCUUGUAUUUGUCCCAUCCCAUCCUUUUGGCACUGAUAAAACACCUUCCCUGCUGCCUAAACCCUCAUGUUUUAUUGACAAUCUAUGACAUCCAGAUGGGGGUGUUUCAGUGUAUAACACUGUAUGUAAACAGUAAACAUGUAGGGUAGUGUCUCGUAGAAACCCACUUCAUAGCAUCCAUUCCUGAAAAGACAAAAAAAAGCAGUAAGUGAAAACAUUUGGUUACUGAAAAUGAUGCAAGAGUAGGUGUUGUAUAUUAAUGGGCUGAAGGCUGAGUUGAGGUGUGUUUGUUUAUACAUAACAUGGAGGACAGACAGUGAGAAACCAUGAGUAACAUUUAAGUGUGAGGCUAAUCAAAAUGAUAUGUCAGGAGUGUAUGCAGUUAUUCACAAUGUUUCAAGAAACUGUAUUCACUUUAGAUGUUGUAUGUUACAGUGUAUUGUGGCCUUCAGUUGAGCUUGUGUCAUCAUGCUUGUGUUGCAACCAGCAAGUCACUUCAUUUGAGCAUUUUGUAUCCAAGUAGUCUGAUCCUACCGGAGGGGCAAUGAAUUAUGUUCGGCAGAUACAAAUAGUCCUGAAGGAUCUUAUUGCCUGAGGCGUGGUCAGUGUGGGAAAGGAAAACAUGGCCGAGGAUUUGUUUGUCAUGGUGACACUACUGCUGAGUGGAAUGCCUAAAAAGAACCAAAUUACCCUUUUUACCCCAAAUUGCACCAAAAAAUAUUACUUGGCAGUAGCUGAAGUAUCAGAGAAAGUUUGUUUUUCAAGUGCCUGUAUAUUUUUCAGACAUUUUUUGUACAUAUGUAUUUAUUUAUUAUGCUUCUCUUACAAAAUAGUACAUAUUAAACUAUUGACCUCUUUGGCAUCUUGCAUAGGUGCAAGGCUGAAAGCUGUUCCUGUGAUAUAAAUUAUUUGUAUAGUGGUAUAAAAGCAUUCUCCAAGCUAUAAUUUAUUUUAACACUACCUACUUGAUCCUGUAGCUUUGGUGCAGUUGCCGAUAUCUGCUGUCAGUGAGUAUCAAAUUGGCUGCAGUGUGAGAAUACUAAAAGUUUCCCCUCAUGGUGAUUAUACAGAUCAGCUGAAAGUUGUAUUCCUCUCACACAGCUGAGUUGCUUGGUUUGUUUUUUUUCCCUCUUGUGCAGCUGGUGCAAACAAGAAACCUUGUUGUUAAGUCAAUACUGCUUUAUCUGGGGCUUAUAUUACCACUUGUUCUUUCUUAUCAGUUAUAUUUUGUAUUGUUUAAUAGAUAAACACUUCACAUAUCUUUAACUAGAUGGGUGGAGUAUUCAGUCAUGGCUCUCAACCAAAUAUCCUGGUUGGUUUGAGAUGAAACAAAAGUGCCAAUGAUCAGACUAUGUUAAGGCCAGGCCUUGUUAUAGUCUCAUGUUAUUAAUCGGGUUUUUCAAAAUCACAUUUUCCACAAGAUUUCAGACACUUGUAUCAUUGUCAUAAAUACUUAUAGCCAUAAGAAAACGUUGUAUUUCACUUUCAUUAUACAUCCAUCAGAUUGUGUAUAAAUAUGCAGGUACCAAAUAGAUUUUAU